Aphanomyces invadans is the source of this 2150-nucleotide messenger RNA. RefSeq lists its product as hypothetical. NCBI's taxonomy places the organism in Eukaryota, Oomycota, Saprolegniomycetes, Saprolegniales, Verrucalvaceae. The coding region runs from base 183 to 2150 and encodes 655 amino acids. The transcript has a single exon. Gene Ontology annotation, molecular function: FAD binding. The record is from RefSeq and is a predicted model, not a curated record.
GAGGAACGCUGGUUAGACGGGCCAGGGACGGAGGUCAAACGGCGCGGCCGUCGUCUGUCGUGUGUGCCGUCUACGCGGUCGCUGUGAUCGACGGCUUGACGCGUGAGUUUGGCGACGUGCAUCUCUCCAGGAUAUCCUACAGGCAGCGACGCGCAGUCACAGGAAGGCGGUCGCAGCUGUUCAUGCACCCUAGACCCAGCGGGACAGACGCAACUGCAUCAAAUUUCAUUUUUCCUCGACGGCGCCGUCGACAUCGCGCGACGCAAUUCCCACCCCACCCGAAAAUCAUGGCUCGUCCUCCCACCAAUACCCACGUCUUUGACUGCAUCGUGGUGGGCGCGGGCCCGAACGGCCUCGCCCUCGCGGCGGAGCUCCGGUAUCAAGGCGUGACGAACUUCAUCGUGCUCGAUCGGCUCGCGACGCCCAACAUCCAGACGAAAGCCACCAUUGUGUGGCCUGGGUGCCUCGACCAGCUAGCCAAGUACAGCGGAGUCAUGGACACGAUCCAUAGCCGAUGCGAAUUCGUCCACCAAAUCGCGUACUCGACCAAGGACGGGUACUUUUCCAAGGUCCCGCUCGGCAAGUACUUUGCGUCGCGGUACAAGCACGGCGUGUUCGUGGAGCAGUGGCACACGGAAAAAGCGCUCACGAUGCACCUCGUCGAGCACAAUGUUGAGAUCCGCCGCCAGACGGAGCUCGAAUCGUACGAGUACAUCGCCCCCGACGUGAUCCAAGCCACGCUGGUGGUCAACCGAGGCCAGGUAGACGAAUUGACGCACGUGGUGUGUACCAAAUAUCUCGUGGGAUGCGACGGCGGUCGCUCGGUUGUCCGCAAGCUCAUGGGCGUGCCAUUCGAUGGCGAGACGCUUCCGCAUUCCAUGAUGAAUGCCCACAUACGGACAAAGGAGCCGUUGCCCGUCCAGCGCGACGAGCUGCGCCAGAUCUGCUUUGAAGCUGGGUCGAGCUUCAUCACGCCGCUGCCGGACAACUCGUACUUUGUCGCGAUCGACGUGUCCCAGCAACAGGACAAGUAUUGCUCGCCGACGGAAAAAACCAAGCACGGCGACCGUGUCCAGCUCGACUUUACGAUGGAACAGCUCGAAGACAUUUGUUCGGAGCGCAUCAUGCCCAUGCAGAUCGAGUCGGUGGUGUGGCAGUCGCAUUUUCGUGUGCCUCACCGCCUCGCGCGCAGUUUUGUCGACACUUCGUCGCACGUGUUCAUCGCGGGAGAUGCCGCGCACUGCCACACGCCGCUCAUGGGCCUCGGUCUCACGAUCGGGGUGCAGGAAGCGGUCAACCUCGGGUGGAAACUCGCGUUUGUCUUGUCUGGCCGCGCGCAGCCUUCCCUCCUUGCCACAUAUGCCUCCGAGCGCCGUGAAGCAGCGGCAGCGACGCUUCAAGUCCUCAAGAAGACAUCCACGGCGUUCCACGUGUACGGCCCUUUGAAGCUUCUGCUGCGCCGCAGCUCGCUCUGGUACAACUCGCAAACGGUGGCAUUUCAAAAGGGCAUGUCGGCCAGCAUGGACGGGUCGUACAUCCACUACGCGACAAGUCCGCUGAGUGUCAACCACAUCAUCGCCCCCACGCCUUCGUCGUGGAGUGGUCUGCAAGGGUGCCAAGAGCUCCUCGGGCUCCACGGUCACGCGUUGCCAAAAGUCCAAGCCGGCGAUCUCGCGCCGCACUUGGCCCGCGCCGACCCGGUCUUUUACCGCGGCACGGGCUUCAAGCUGCUCUUGUUUACCGGCAUCGGCCAUGGCGAGUUCACCCAUGGCCAGCUCCAAACGAUCGGAGACAAUCUCAUGCAUGACACGUGUGGAGUUGUGUCGUCGGCGAUGGUGGUGACGGCAGUCGAAGACCACCAAGCGUUUGAUGUGCAAGCCCCAGCCAUGUUUCUCGUCCGUCCCGACGGGUUCGUCGGCCUUCGCACCAACGUCGUGGACGAUGCGAGAAUUGUCAUGACGUAUUUGGCGACGCGGGUGGGCAUCCGAGGCAUCAAAGCGUCCGACAUGACGUUGGAUGCCACCCCAACGCGGACAGGAUCCAAGUCGUGGUCGCUUUUGUGGGCCGCCCCGGUCGUCAUGGGCAUGGUUACGGUCGGCGCGGCCAUCCUGAAGCUCACUGUUCCUGCCAUGUCCCGCGUGCAUGCGUAG